AAAGAGAGCAGCAGAUAAGUGAGAACAAUCACAAAACAUGAGCUGAAAAAUGCUCAUCCCGUUUUUCCAGCAGGCAGCAGCAGAAAACAUCCCUUUCCCGGAGAUUGAACCGUUGGAUCGUCGUGAUUUUUGGACAGCAGCUUCACAGCAUCUGAGCCAACAUUCUGGACGGUGGAGAUCGGGUUUUGAGGUCCGGAGGUCGGGUUUCGUUGGUCUGGACAGUAGCUAUUUUUCUGGUGAUAUUUAUCUUAUCUUGGCUCUAUUUGAUUCCAUACACCUUGAUGUGCUUACUUCCAAGGAUAUGAUGAAUGUGUAUGCCUCUAGUAUUAUCUAGAGAAGACUUUGUACUGCUCCUUUGAUGAUGAUAGUGGAUUUAAGCGGCCAAAAAUGGUCCCGUGGUUUUUCCCUAGUUAACGGGUUUUCCACGCUAAAAUUCCGGUGUUUGUGUGUGGUGUGUGCUUACUGUUUUUAGCUGAAUAUAUUGGUGUGUGGCAGCAACUUGUGUGUGUUCUAAUUGCAUUAAGAACACCCUAUUUGUUUGCAUCCUCAAAGAUUCAUUCAAGUUGGGGAAAGUUUAGCCAAACGGAGAUUAAUUCCGCAUUUUAUUAGUUCCGUUUGUGGCUGUUUUUCCCAUCAAAUUGGUAUCAGAGCCGAGUUCUUCUGUAUUGGGUUAGACUUGUUUGAAUGAUGGAAGCAAACACAAGUAGGAUGAUCAAUUUGAAUGGUUCUAAUUAUCAUGUUUGGAAAGGCAAAAUGGAAGACCUACUUUAUGUGAAGGAUUAUUAUUUGCCUGUGUUUACUACUGAUAAACCUGAGAGUAAAACAGAUGCAGAGUGGAAUAUUUUGCAUAGACAGGUUUGUGGGUAUAUUCGCCAAUGGGUUGAUGAUAAUGUUUUGAACCAUAUUAGUGGGGAAACUCAUGCUCGCAGUUUGUGGAACAAGCUUGAACAGUUGUAUGCUCGAAAGACCGGGAACAAUAAAUUGUUCUUAAUUAAACAGAUGAUGAGCUUGAAAUACCAUGAUGGAACUCCUGUCACUGAUCAUUUGAAUUCUUUUCAGGGAAUCAUAAAUCAACUUGCAGGAAUGGGUAUCAAGUUUGAAGAUGAGAUACAAGGCUUGUGGCUCCUUGGCACUUUACCGGACUCAUGGGAGACUUUUAGGACAUCAUUGUCCAACUCUGCACCAGAUGGUAUUAUCACCAUGGAAUUAGCUAAAGGCAGUGUUUUAAAUGAAGAGAUGAGAAGAAAGUCACAAGGUUCCUCUUCACAUUCUGAUGUCUUAGUUACAGAAAGCAGGGGGAGAAGUCAAAGUAGAGGUCCAGGUAACAAAGGGAAGCAUCGAAGUAAAUCCAAAGGAAAGUUUGCUGAUUUUGAGUGCUAUCAUUGUGGUAGAAAAGGGCACACAAUACGAUUCUGCAGGCAAUUGAAAAAGGAGAAGAAGAAGAGCGAUUACAACAAUCAAAAGAACCAUAAGAAAGAUGAGGGUGGUAAUGGCAAUGCUGAAGUUAACAGUGCUACCGAUGAGUUCCUUAUUUGUUCUGAUCUUGAUAUGGUCAACAUUGCACAUGAUGAUUCCAGUUGGGUUGUUGAUAGUGGUGCUACUUGUCAUGUAACAUCACAGAGGGAUUUUUAUUCAUCUUACACUCCAGGUAACUUUGGUAAUGUUAGGAUGGGUAAUAAUGGACUAUCAAAGAUUGCAGGCAUCGGAGAUAUUUGUUUGAAGUUUGACACUGGGAUAGAGUUGGUUUUACAUAAUGUAAAACAUGUUCCAGAUAUGAGACUUAAUUUGAUCUCCGCAGGCUUACUUGAUGAUGAUGGUUACAGCAACAACUUUGGUAAUGGAAUAUGGAAACUCACUCGUGGUUCUUUGAUCGUGGCUAGAGGUAAAAGAUGCUCAAAGUUGUACAUGACACAUCCGAAGAUCUUCAAGGAUAGGGUCAAUGCUGUGGUGAACACUGACAUGACUGAUUUAUGGCAUAAGAGACUUGGUCACAUGAGUGAAAAGGGGAUGUCUCUUUUGUUGAAGAGAAAUGUGUUACCGGGUGUGCAUGAUAUUCAUCUAAAGAAGUGUUCUCACUGUUUGGCAGGUAAACAGAACAGGGUUUCCUUUAAGAGCCAUCCUCCUUCCAGGAAGGAGAGUAUACUUGAUUUGGUGCAUUCUGAUGUUUGUGGUCCUAUGAAGACUAGGACACUUGGUGGUUGCUCCUACUUUGUCACAUUCAUUGAUGAUCACUCCAUAAAGGUAUGGGUUUAUACCUUGAAAUCUAAAGAUCAAGUAUUUGAGGUGUUUAAGCAGUUUCAUGCCUCGGUUGAGAGACAGACUGGAAAGAAGCUCAAGUGUAUUCGGACAGAUAAUGGAGGGGAAUACAUUGGCCCCUUUGAUGCUUAUUGUAGAGACCAUGGUAUUCGACAUCAAAAGAGUCCUCCCAAGACACCGCAGUUGAAUGGAUUAGCAGAGCGGAUGAACAGAACUUUGAUGGAGCGUGUCAGAUGUUUGUUGUCACAUGCAGGGCUGCCAAAUUCAUUCUGGGGAGAAGCUUUGAAUACAGCGGUACAUGUUAUUAAUCUAACUCCUUGUGUUCCUUUGUCUUUUGAUGUACCUGACAGGGUUUGGAGUGGCAAAGAUGUUUCUUACCGUCAUUUAAGGGUCUUUGGAUGCAAAGCUUUUGUGCACAUUCCUAAAGAUGAAAGAUCAAAGCUUGAUGUGAAGUCCAAACCAUGUGUUUUCCUGGGUUAUGGCCAAGAUGAGUUUGGUUACAGAUUAUAUGAUCCAGUCCACAAGAAACUUAUUCGAAGUCGAGAUGUUGUGUUUGUGGAAGAUCAGAACUUGAAAGAUGUUGAGAAGAAAGAUACAGUUCCUCAACACAAUGAUGAUGUUACUGAUUUGGAUCCAGUGCCUCCUCAGCAUGUAGAACCACCUCUUGAUAAUGAUGUUCAGAAUGAUGAACAACAUGAUACUGAUACUCCAGAACAGCCAGAGGUGGAUGAAGAAUUUCAUUCAGAGAUACCAGUACCAGACGUGCCACCAUUUAUCCCACUUAGGCGGUCUACAAGAGAUCGUCAUCCUUCCACCCGUUUUUCAGCUAAUGAGUAUGUCUUACUCACUGAUGGGGGAGAGCCUGAGUGUUAUGCAGAGGCCAUGGAAGAUGAGCACAAAAGGGAGUGGGUUGAAGCCAUGCAAGAUGAGAUGAAUUCCUUACAUGAAAAUAAUACAUUUGAGUUGGUGAAGUUGCCUAAAGGCAAGAGAGCUUUGAAGAACAAGUGGGUCUACAAAGUGAAGACUGAAGAGCACACCUCACAACCUAGGUACAAGGCUAGAUUGGUGGUCAAAGGGUUCAGUCAGAGAAAGGGUAUUGAUUUUGAUGAGAUUUUCUCUCCGGUCGUGAAGAUGGGAUCUAUUCGUGUUGUUCUGGGUUUGGCAGCCAGCCUUGAUCUUGAGGUUGAACAGAUGGAUGUCAAAACAGCUUUCCUUCACGGUGACUUGGAUAAAGAAAUCUACAUGGAGCAACCUGAAGGGUUUCAGGUUAAGGGAAAAGAAGGUUAUGUGUGUAGACUUCAAAAGAGUCUUUAUGGGUUGAAGCAAGCACCAAGACAGUGGUACAAGAAGUUUGAGUCAGUUAUGGGGGAGCAAAAUUACCGAAAGACUACUUCAGACCAUUGUGUUUUCUUCCAGAGGUUUGAUGAUGAUGAUUUCAUCAUUUUAUUGUUAUAUGUUGAUGACAUGUUAAUUGUUGGCAAGAAUGCAGAAAGAAUUACUCAGCUGAAGAUGCAAUUGAGCAAGUCUUUUGCUAUGAAAGACUUGGGGCCAGCAAAACAGAUUCUUGGCAUUCGGAUCACUCGAGAUAGAGCUUUGAAGAAGCUACACAUGUCACAGGAGCAAUACAUUGAGAAGGUGCUUCGCAGAUUCAACAUGGACAAAGCUAAAGAGGUUAGUUCACCUCUUACUACCAACUUCAGGUUGACAGAUAAAGAUUGUCCAUCUUCUGAGAAGAAGAUUGAAGAGAUGGAUAAAGUUCCUUAUGCCUCAGCUGUAGGGAGCUUGAUGUAUGCUAUGGUGUGCACACGACCUGAUAUUGCCCAUGCAGUAGGUGUUGUUAGUCGGUUUCUGUCAAAUCCAGGUAAGAAGCAUUGGGAAGCAGUGAAGUGGAUUCUCAGAUAUCUACGUGGUACUUCCAAAUUGGGUAUAACAUUUGGAAAUGAGGAGCCAGUACUUGUUGGUUAUACUGAUUCUGAUAUGGCAGGAAAUAAGGACAACAUGAAAUCCACUUCUGGAUAUUUGAUGACUUUUGCAGGGGGAGCUGUGUCAUGGCAAUCGAGACUGCAAAAGUGUGUGGUUUUAUCCACCACCGAGGCUGAGUAUGUGGCUGCAACAGAAGCAUGCAAGGAGCUAUUGUGGCUCAAAAGAUUUAUGCAAGAGAUUGGCUUUAUGCAACAACGUUAUGUGGUUCUUUGUGAUAAUCAAAGUACCAUUCACCUUGCUAAAAAUUCUAUGUUUCACAAACGAACCAAACAUAUUGAUGUGAGGUAUCAUUGGAUUAGAGAUGCACUUGAAGACAAACUGUUUGAACUUGAUAAAGUUCAUACCGAUGAUAAUGGUGCUGAUAUGUUGACGAAGGUUCUAGCAAGGGAAAAGUUGAAGGUAUGUUGCUCCAUCGCCGGUAUGGCGAACUCUUCCUCAUAAGUCAAAAAGGGGGAGAUUUGUUGGGUUUUUCUUUGUUUUUGACCCAUGAGGAAAGCCCAAGUAUUGAGCCCAUUAAAAGUCUUCUUUGACUUUGUGUGUUUGGGAGCUAAUAAUAAAAUAUGGGUCAGCCACUAUCUUACAUUUUUGAUGGACAGAAAGAGAGCAGCAGAUAAGUGAGAACAAUCACAAAACAUGAGCUGAAAAAUGCUCAUCCCGUUUUUCCAGCAGGCAACAGCAGAAAACAUCCCUUUCCCGGAGAUUGAACCGUUGGAUCGUCGUGAUUUUUGGACAGCAGCUUCACAGCAUCUGAGCCAACAUUCUGGACGGUGGAGAUCGGGUUUUGAGGUCCGGAGGUCGGGUUUCGUUGGUCUGGACAGUAGCUAUUUUUCUGGUGAUAUUUAUCUUAUCUUGGCUCUAUUUGAUUCCAUACAACUUGAUGUGCUUACUUCCAAGGAUAUGAUGAAUGUGUAUGCCUCUAGUAUUAUCUAGAGAACACUUUGUACUGCUCCUUUGAUGAUGAUAGUGGAUUUAAGCGGCCAAAAAUGGUCCCGUGGUUUUUCCCUAGUUAACGGGUUUUCCACGCUAAAAUUCCGGUGUUUGUGUGUGGUGUGUGCUUACUGUUUUUAGCUGAAUAUAUUGGUGUGUGGCAGCAACUUGUGUGUGUUCUAAUUGCAUUAAGAACACCCUAUUUGUUUGCAUCCUCAAAGAUUCAUUCAAGUUGGGGAAAGUUUAGCCAAACGGAGAUUAAUUCCGCAUUUUAUUAGUUCCGUUUGUGGCUGUUUUUCCCAUCAGCAGAGAGGAAGGAGGAGGAGGACAUGUAUUGGGAGGUGUCAAUGGCAAUGGGUUCUCAAAGAUCGAAUCCGCCGCUUCACAAUUUCACGCUUCCCUUGAAGUGGGGAAAACAGAAGCUCUUGCGGUGCGGGAAGCCUGAUUCUAUGGGCCAAUUCCCCGCCGUUCACCGGAGAUUUCAUACUCUGUCGCCGGAGAUGUCGCUUGGGCAGCAGAGUGGGUCGGAAAGCGAUUCUGGGUUGCCGCGUGUCGGAUUAGAUGAGGCGUUUCUGGGGGUGGGUGUUUUAAAAAAUGGGCCGACGAAUGGUGGCCGGGAAUUACCGGCUGAAGUAGCUGAAGGGCGGCUGGAGGAGGAAGAUUCCGAGGAACGGCCGCCGCCGGCUCCGACGACUGUCACGAACACUAUUUCGCCAGUGGGUCCAUCUGAACCCGCGAGGCCGUGGAACUUGCGCACUCGCCGGCCGGGGAGUAAGCAGCCGAACGGGUCCACCGCCGCUUCGGGCUAAUCGAAUUCGGGUUUUAUGAUCGACAUUACGAUGCCGCCAUUGAUGACCGAAGACAAAUCUCCGAGAGUCCGGUGUAGCUCUGCCACCGCUUCCGUCCCCGCCGCCGCAGCAAGAGUAUUUCCCGUCAGAGAGAAUGGGGAGAGGGUAAAGUUCGCCGUUGCCCUGUCCCGGCAAGAGAUCGAGGAAGAUUUCGCAGCGAUAAUCCGUCACAGACCAUCUCGCCGCCCCAAGAAACGAGCUAAAAAUAUUCAGAGAAAUCUAGAUAGCCUAUUUCCUGGAUUGUGGCUGACUGAAAUUAGUGCUGACAUGUACAAAGUUGCUGAUAAUAAGUAGAAACAACGGAGUUUUAUCUUCAAAAGUUUGCUCAGUCUAUCUUUCUCCGGCCAACUGAGAACAUGAAGAUUUCUCCGGUGGUUGGGUCACUUUUGGUGUUAGAAGAUGCAGAUUCUAGUUUAUUUCAUUCAUUUAAGCAGAUUCUAUUUUAUUUCAUUCAUUAGCAUAGGAUAAAAUUGAUUUCUUUUUCAUUUCUGUUGAUGAUGGGUGUGUUGUUUAGCUUGAAGACAAUUCUUCAGAUCACAAUCCAAUUCAAAUUUGCAUUUCCCAAUUGUAUACGUUUAAAUCUUUUUAUUUUUG
Molecule: messenger RNA, 6608 nt
Organism: Cuscuta epithymum
Lineage: Eukaryota; Viridiplantae; Streptophyta; Magnoliopsida; Solanales; Convolvulaceae
Source: the annotation of a GenBank genome assembly